AUAAAGUUUAUGCUUUCGAUUGUGUUACUACACUUUAUACUUUAACUGGUAUUUUGAAGGCCAAAGUUUUUAAACUGGUUUGUUCGUCUAACACAUGUGUUAUUCGGUGGAAUGGCUCCAAUGAGUGUAUAUUUGCUGGGAAUUUGUCGAAAUGGUCACUAAAGUCAAGUGCAACUUUGCUGCACAUUGCGAUAUAGUUACUUCGAUAUAUCAAUGCAGCAAUUGUAGUUCUGUUUCUUUCAUGUCAGCUAAAACAUUUAGAAAACUGUUUUUUACAUGGGCGUCUAACCAAAAUGUCGAUUUUCGUGUGGCUUGCUCUUGGUGUGGAAAUGAGCCAAAGAUAUUGGCAGCUGAUGCAACAAAGAUUGGUGUGGCCCGCAAGAAUGUCAAUAUUGGGCCAGUUGAAAGACAACAUACCGAACAACUUCAACGCACCAUUCACAGAAGAUUUGACCAAUGUUUUCUAACGUACCCAUCAAAAGAAACUGUCCCUAGGCUUGACGAUCGCAAGAGAGCGGAAGCUUUAAUCAGGGAGAGCAGAAAACAUCUUAAACAAAUCAUGUCUUCUCAUAACGGUUUUCUAUGUCAACCAUCUCUAACUGCUGAAGAAUUAGCCAACAGAAACAGGUCAUUGCUGGAGUGUUUUCCACAACCAUGCCGAAGUCUUUUGCGUCGACUUUUCCGUAUGGAAAUGGGCAACGAUCAAAAAAUUGCUACGACGAAGUUAUUUCGGUUGUUAAGUUACGACUCACCUCUUCGAUCAGUUAUUCCAAGUGCUUUUUUUUCAACCCUUGCUCAAUUCCUGGAUGAUGUCGACAACAGAAGAAUCCCAAACAUGACAGGGCUGCUAAUGAAUUCAAAAAGAUUUGCACCCGUAGUUGGUACCUUUAUCAAUUCGUUCUUUCUUGUAAACAGUCUUGAUAACGAUGCUUUAAGCGUGCUAAGACAUUUAUUUGCUAGGGUCAAGUUCAUUCAUGAAAACGACGUAUUACCUGAAGAACCUCUGGUUAUACGCUGUUACAACCCACCAAAGUAUGGACGAUCGUAUUAUUUCACACCAGACGGGGGACAAAUAAGACACGCUCGAAAGUUCGACAUUGACAACGAACGCACAUCUUUAGUACAUGACGACACACCUACGAACUCAAAAUGUUGAAAGAAUUACCCAGUUGUGGCGUUAAAGGGGUCUUCAUUCAUGUUUCUUUGGUCUUGCCCUAUCCAUGGCCACUGCUACGGCUUCCACAUAGUAAAUGGAAGUGAAGGUCGUAAAGAUGCUGCACAUUCACUCUAUACACAUUUACCUGUCGCCCCAGAAAAUAUAUAUUAUGAUUUUUCCUGCAGCCUUAAAGAGUACUGUUUGAAUAGGGAAGCCGGGUACUUUAGAAAUACUCGUUUUUUCCACGAUGUCUUUCACGGUUACAGUCACGGCUGUUCGUCUGUUUACAACAGCAAAUCCUUUCCUGGUUUAACCUCUGUAAACACAUCCAUAUGUGAGCAGUUUAAUUCAUACCUACAAUGUAUCAAGUCUUCUGCAAAACAUAUGUCCGAAACUAAUUUCAUGUUUUUUGCACAGUUUAUGAUUCAUAUUUGGAAUCAAAAAAAGAAGUCAUCCUACGAUAAAAAACUACGGCUUGCAUUAAGUCAUGCUGAUACGCAUGAUGAAUAUUGAAUUUUUAUAAUUUGUUUGCAGCUACUGUUCUUUGUUUUUAUGUUUUUUAGUUUUUUAUUUAUACUUUCUUAGUGGACGACUUAUAACUUUGACAACAUCUUCAACAUACUAUUAUUAUUUGAAGAAUCUCUAAUUCAUCAUUAUUUAAAGCCUUGGACGGUAAUGGACAUAACACCGACGUCAACGACAACGGAACGACUGAAUUGACGAAAAUGAAAGAAAAACGUAGAUCACAGAUACUUUUGAGGAUGACUUUGAAGAUAUUAUUGAAGUUUUAAACGAAGAUGAAUAUAUAAAUGAAUUCUCAAACGAUCUAUGUGAAGACAUCGAACUUGGCAACUUUCCCUGUGAAGUAUGUGACAAAGUGUGCAAAAGUAAAGGUGGAUUAAAACUUCAUUGCAUUAAGAAGCACAAUAAUAAUGAUCUUGAGGCUAAGAAGGAAGAUGAACAAAAGGAAGAACUAGUUGACGAAGAAUUUAUAACUAAACUUUUAAGAAAGGCAUUGGAAAAUGUAGUUACUAGUGACAAUGUUUUUUCAGAAAUUAUUUCAAAAGAAUUUCAAGCAUAUGAAGAGUAUGGUUUUGACAGAGCUAUCUCACAAAAAAUAGUACAUCAACUUCACCAACAUAAAAUUAGCCAUAACAAAUCAUCAGAAAAAUUCUAUUCUUCAUACUAUACAAAUAUUGUUACACAUGCUAUAAAUUUAUACCCCCAUCGAUAAACAGUAAAUACUUCAAAAUAGUUCUCAUGAAGCUUGGUUACUUAUUAUGGUCUACGAUUAAUAAAACUACAUGUGCUACUGCUGACAAAAAUAUUAAUAUAUCAGAAAAGGAAAUAGGAGGACUCCAGUAUAGUGGGGGAUAUAUUUUACUCAAACUUCACAGAAAUUUGAAAAGUUCAAAAAAUUGGAAGAGUCUGGAAUACCAACAAGCAAUAGCACUUAUGGAAGCAAGUAAGGGGGAAGAAAUCAAUAAUUUGAUUUCUCAUUUAAAUCGAGGUGGACUAUGGCAAAUUUCUCUUCCAAUUCAAAAAAUAUUAAUAAUCUGUGAAAAAUACUUCCGACUAAAGAUGUUAGUUUGAGAAAAAUUAACAUCAAAUCAAUCAUAUCAGAAUUCGCAAAUUUGUAUCAUAUCAAGGACUCUUUUAAAGUGGUUUCUACUGAAGAAAUUCCUAUUACUACACAAGUUGAAAAAAACUCACUGUUUUCAAUAAUUCAGUUGUAUACAAGAGUACGGUACGAGUACUUAUGCCAGAGAUAUCGCUCAAAAAGACUGAGUAGCAAAAACAAGCAGUAAAAAGGCAUUACGUAAAGAAAUAAAAAGAUCCGUUGAGAAACCUUUAUAAAAUGAUAAUAUAUCAUUUAUAACAGACUAAGAAUACGGUAAAUAACCACUUAUAUGCCAUACGGUAACCACUUAUAUGCGUGAAUUGUGAAGCCCAAACCAUCAUCAAUACACACUUCUAAGUAUGGCUCACUCCAGGGUUGUGUAAACCUUUUAAAUGUAGUAGUAUUGUCAGUUAAAAAUGUCUCACAACCAUUCAAGGAUUUUAAGUUUUUAAUGCGUGUGUUUAAAUCUUAAGGUUUUUGUAAUAGGGGUUAAUAGUUGUAGGAGUACUCUAAGUCUUUCUUGGUGGUCUUGAGGUACCUUGUUUACUGAAACUUUUUGCUGGCAUGUUUAAUGUUGGGAUAGCACCAUGUUUUAAUUUCUUCUUCGUCAUCUUUGCCCCAACAACUAUAAGAGACAUUUUUUAAAAGAUUUAUUUAGAAUUGUUAAGAACAAAUUAAGUACAUUUUAGCCUAAAAAUCUAAAAAGACCUAAAGCAGUAUAGAAAGGAUACUUAAUGCCUUCUUUAUGAUGCAUUCAUAAACAUUAUUAUUAGCUAUAUGUUUUUUAAAGUUCUCAUCUGCUACUCUAGUUUUGGUUAUUUCAGACAGCCACCGUUGACGCCACUCUUUCUGAACAUGUUCUGCAGGAAUUCUAAAAAUAC
Messenger RNA from Hydractinia symbiolongicarpus, 3658 nucleotides. RefSeq lists its product as uncharacterized. Bases 152 to 1156 code for a protein of 334 amino acids. The record is from RefSeq and is a predicted model, not a curated record. The transcript has 3 exons. NCBI's taxonomy places the organism in Eukaryota, Metazoa, Cnidaria, Hydrozoa, Anthoathecata, Hydractiniidae.